Penicillium brasilianum is the source of this 1807-nucleotide messenger RNA. Lineage: Eukaryota; Fungi; Ascomycota; Eurotiomycetes; Eurotiales; Aspergillaceae. The record is from the annotation of a GenBank genome assembly.
UCAUCAGGUCGGUCUAACUGGGGUACGGCUUCUACUGCAUGAAUAUCCCCGGAAGACGAUCUGUUGCUGCGGAAGAUCCCUUCGUCCUCUGUACUAUAUCGUGCUGGAUGUUAAUUGCAGUUGUGCUUUGAAUUAGCAGACUUCGCUAUAUUAUAUCGCUCAUUAUCUGUUGAAUUGGUGCAUUUCAAAGUCUUUUGAUUGUGCGACCACAUUCGACUCAUCUGGAGGUUCAACCGGGCUCCGCUGGCUACACGCUCAUCCGUCAUCCUGAAGCUUGCCUCCUGUUCCCUCAUUUGUGAUUUAAUUCUUGACCUACCGGGCCUUGCGCACGUCCUAUUUUUGGGCUUCAUCUUCUCUUUUAUUUUUUUACAUCGCCAUGCUUUCUGCAGGCAUGACACGCUUGCUGCACCCUUCACGGGCUAGGUUUGGUCUUGGCUUGUUGUGCAACUCUGCCGUUUACCAGCCACAUGGGCAGCUGUACCAUGGAUAUUCAGUCCACUCUCGAUCCGUGUCUGCGUUGGCUGUGUGGCCUACCCUAGAUCGUUCAUCGAUCCAAAUUUCAAAAUCUGGGAGCCGCCUCGCUUCAUUUUCAAGAACUUCGAUUCGGACCCAAAAACGAUGGUCAACCUCACAAACCCCGGGCGACCCAAAAAGCCAGGUCCCGGAAGAAUCUAAAUCUGCCGCGAAGCGCAUUCUCUCCAAGAUACCCAUGGGAAAAGGAAGCCAUGAGAACAUCUAUACCAUCCCUAAUAUCCUUACCUUCUCUCGGCUGGUAGCGGCCCCCGUUGUGGGAUAUUUGCUGGUUCACGACUAUCAUGCGGCCGCACUGUCGCUCUUCGCGUAUGCGGGUAUUACCGAUCUAGUCGAUGGCUGGAUUGCCCGAAAGUACAACCUGCAGACGGUCGUGGGAACCAUCAUUGACCCGAUGGCCGACAAGCUUCUCAUGACGAUUGGAGUGGCCUGUUUGGCCGUGAACGGCUCUCUUCCAGUGUGGCUGGCCGUCAUUAUUCUCGGUCGCGACGUUGGCCUGGCUAUCUCGGCCAUCUAUUAUCGCUGGAUCUCACUCCCCCCGCCAAAAACCAUGGCUCGCUACUGGGAUUUCUCGCUCCCCUCUGCUGAAGUGAAGCCCACCGAGAUUUCCAAGAUUAACACUGCCCUACAAUUGGUCCUGGUCGGGACUGCGAUCGGCCUGCCCGUGGUGCCGGAGGCGAUUAUUAGUGCGUGGCAUUUGAGUGAGGCCAUGACUGGAUUCCAGUAUCUAGUUGCGGCUACCACCAUCUGGUCGGGCAUGAGCUACGUCUUCUCCAACAACGCGGUUAAGAUCUUGACCAAGGAGGAGAUUCAAAAGCGUAUCGCUCAGGCUGAAGCGAAGCGUAAGCAUUGAGUUCAGUCCGUAAAGCCAUCAGUACCUUGUUGGCUAUGUACAGUACAAACAUUGCAUCUGGGCGCUUUAGCUUUUUCAUAGCAUGUUUCUCUUGCAUUCCUUUGUAUUCAAAGAUCGAUUUCCAAUACUACAACCUUACGUAUAGGGAGCAUACAUCAAGCCCUUGAAUAAAUCAAAGGCGCCCAGGAAAUAAAGUCCUGGUGUUUCGUCAAGAAGCUCGCUUCAAAGAUUCUCUUUCCCCCUAGAUGAGAACGCCGAUAACUAUGUGCUCGAUCAACAAGAUAUUUCCUGGAGAGCUUCCUUAGAAAAGAAAAAAUACAAGGGCCAUCUUGCUGGAGAAAGUGUACCAAGUGACUGAGAUGAUAUCUUUCUUUUAGCUUAGAAGGAUCAGCCUCAUACGGACUGACCCACCAGAAACAUGAA